ACGAUGCUUCUGAUGCAUUGAGUAGUUGGUUUAUUUUCCAUGCGAUAGGGAUCUAUCCAGUAGCGGGCCAAGACAUUUACUUAAUAAACUCUCCACAAUUUUCAAAUAUAACAAUUCAAAUGUCACCAACAACUCAGUUCAUAAUUAAAGCCUCAAAUUUUGCUCCUAGAAAUAUAUAUAUUCGGAGUGUAAAACUUAAUGGUAAAGAUUGGAAGAUGAGCUGGUUUAGACAUAAAGAUAUUGAAAAUGGCGGAACGCUUGAAUUAGAAAUGGCAAGUGAGAUAAGUAUGGAAUGGCCCAAUGGUUGGAAUGAUAUAAAUAAUGUAAAUCAGAAUAGUAAUAGUGACGAUUGGAAAUUUGUACCCCCAACUAAUCCUGAUGAUAAAUAUGUGUAUUGA
This is a messenger RNA of Dentiscutata heterogama, 398 nucleotides long. Lineage: Eukaryota; Fungi; Glomeromycota; Glomeromycetes; Diversisporales; Gigasporaceae. The record is from the annotation of a GenBank genome assembly.